Molecule: messenger RNA, 4601 nt
Organism: Procambarus clarkii (red swamp crayfish)
Lineage: Eukaryota; Metazoa; Arthropoda; Malacostraca; Decapoda; Cambaridae
Product: inner centromere protein A
Biological process (GO): metaphase chromosome alignment; meiotic spindle midzone assembly; mitotic cytokinesis
Cellular component (GO): chromosome passenger complex; nucleus; midbody
Source: RefSeq, a predicted model, not a curated record
AGUUGCUGUCGAGGGUAUGUUUUGGUGAUCGGGGAGGGCCCGCCACGCAUUAUUUAUCCCAUUAUUUCGUUCUUAUGGAUAUUUACGUAUAACCAAGGACUCCAGUUAGGACAGAAAUGGCUGCAGUGGACAAAUUGUACAACCUUUCUCUCUGUGUUCAGGAAAAAUGUUCAAAUGGAUGUGAUAGUUUUGAGGAACAUUUCCUUUGGCUGGAGGGUGUCAUUGCUACCGCUCGUCAGACGUUUACUUCUGCUGAUCCAGCAUUCUUGCCCAAGACACCUCGGAUUAAAAAGAAAUGUCAACAAAGGAGACCUCUUCAACCAGACAUAAAUGAAGAGGAAGAAUUGUCUCCAAAUAAAAGGUCACCAUCUGGAAGCUUGAAAAAUGACAGCGAUGCACAGAGCCCAGUUGAAGCUCCUCGGAGAAGGGGUAGAGCUGCAUCUAGGAUUGCUCAGGAGAAGAUGAAAAGAGAUCUUUUGAUUAAUGCAAAGCGAAAAUUAAGGAGGCCUUCUACGCCUGAAGACUUGCGUACGUCCAGGAAAAAAGGAGGGACACGACAUGCAGUUGAUUACAUAGAUUCACAUGACAGAAUCUCCAGUCCAGAAGACACAGGAAGAAAUACAAACACUUCCAGGUCUCAGGAAAAAAAUAACAAUAACAAGAAAACCUCCAGAUCACAAAUUAAACAAAAUUCAGAUAGUAAUCCAACCCCUGAUUUAGUAUUUUCUCGAGACGCACCAAAGAAUAAUUCUUUCUCCCGAGACGAACCUAAAGAAGAUCCUAAAUUUUCUCAAACCACCCCAAAAAAGAAGAGAAGCAGUACGAGUCGUGUAAGCUUAAGCUUAGUGCUAGAAAAAAUAAAUGACACAAAUGAAGCAGAUAAAAAUGUCUUGGAAAAUAUUACAAAAGUCUGUUUAUCAAACAUAGCACAAGAGAAAGCAGAGGAACAAACUCGGGUUUCAGAUGAGAAUUGUACAUAUUCUGAACUCCGGUUGGAAGAUAGUGAUGAUGAAAGUGAAGUUGAAAAAGAAUUGAAUACACAGUUGUUGCAAGAGAAGAUCAAUGAAGGCAAGAAAGAAGAAUCGUCCUCCCUCAAGAACUUGACCCAAACUGUGUGUGAAGAAAGAAAGAAAUCUGGUAACAAAUGUAUACUUUCUCAGGCUCAGAACUUUAUGGAGAAAAGUGAAGUGUUGCCACAGGACUCUGUACAACUUUCUCAACCUUUACCAAAUGGUCAAACUUCUCCCAAACAACAAAGAGAAUUACAAUUGAAAUUGAAUGAUGAGACAGAUAACUGUCAUAAAAUUGUUGGUGUAACUAAUGCACCUGAUCCAGUUUGUAAAGACAAAUCAGAAAGUGGGUCAGCUUCUGAGAGCUCUACUCAAAUUGUAUGUGUGAAACCAGAAAUAUUACCAAAGUGCUCUGAACAAAUCUUGCCAUCUUUAUCAAAGGGUCGAACAACUCGCACCAAACAAAGGGAAUUACAACUUACAUUAAAAGAUGAGACAGAUAACUGUCAUAAAACAAUAGAAAUAGUAGUUGACCCACCACCUCCAGUUCCCCAACCGAGAUCCACCCGUACUAAGCAAAAAAAAAUGUUGGAAAUAAACUGCAUAAGCGAUGAUGAAUCAGAUAUCCAAAUGUUCCCUCCUACAAAUAUGGUAAAAUCAAGAGUAACAAGGUCAAAGUUGAAGACAAAAGAAAACUUGAGAAUUGUUGAAAAUGAAGGAUCAGUGGAGGAUGGCAGUAAUGUUCAUAGAGAAACUUUGUCACAGCAUACUGCAGAUGUUAGCAAGCCUCGUUUAGCUCGUACUAAAACAAAAAUGGCUGAUUAUACUGAUGAGGCAUCUUGUGGCAAUUCACAAAAUCCAAGAUCGACAAGAACAAAAAAGCGAGAGGUAGAAGAGUACAACGUUGAACAGUCUACUCGAACCACAAGAACAAAGCGCAAGAAAUUUGAAGAACUAUCAGAAAAAGAAUCGGAUGAUCAACAAAAUCAUAGUUUGCGUCUAACACUCUCAGAAUCUGACGAUGAAACAUAUUCGGUACCACGUCAAGUAGAAAUGAACUCUACAUUUGUUAAACCAGAUUCCCAGAAUGCCUCAAAGACGGCUUUAAGAAAUCGUGAUGAAUCGGCAGAUUCUGUUUCAUCAGAGACCUCUGUAAAAUCAAUACAGUUGGCUGCAACCUGUGUGCCUGCCAAUGCAACUAUAGUUAAAAUGGGUAAAUCUAGUGAAAAUACAGAAACCAUUCCAGUUCGUCGUAUAACUCGAUCUAAGGUUCGACAGUUACCAGCUUUAAUGGCAAGCCCAAAACGGUCUCCAUCUCUCCAUAUUGGCAAGGUUUUAACUCCAAAGUCUCCAUCGCUUUCUAAUUUUAAACGUAUAUGCUGCACUCCUAACUCAGAUACUGAAGAUCCAAAGGCACCUGCUACACACAAAAAGGGAAUUGUGGUCAAGAGCCCAGUGAAACACACAUUGAAACCAUUUGCCAACUCAAGAUCAUGUCUUUCAGUGCGGGACAUGGCAUCUGCAUACCAAACUCAUAUUGGAGAAAAGCUUAAUGAAAUAGAGGAACUGACAUCUGAAACAUGUGAGGUGAGAAAUUCACCAGCUCGGGUCACACGGCAUGCUCAAUGGAAAGAUGGCAAGCGUGACAGCUCAACGAGGUGUUUGGCUCGCAAGAGUUUGAAACGGGCGUUAGUGAUUGCAAGGAAUGCUGAAUUUAAACAAUCUUUAAUGUCAAAGUCUCCAGAGGGUUGUGGCACUCGUAUGAGUCCUUCAGCCAGAACUCUAUCUCCAGCUUGCUUGUCUGAAAAGGUUAUACAUCCAAAGAUAAAUCGGCUGCUUACCAACAGCUGUAGUAGCAGCAUCUAUGGCACCACUAGUCGUGUCACACCCAAGACGUAUUCAAAAAUACGACAGCUGCACAUCACGACAUCCUCAGAGCUUAAUAAAUCACUUAAGAAAAUUGGAACGCCAGUGAACAUCAUUAGUGGUGUGACUUCAUUUAUUAAGGUACCACCACCCAAGCCAUCACGUGAAGACUUGGAACAAAAGAGACAAGCGGAUAUACAGAAGAAGAGAGACCGAGCUGAGGAGUCAAGACAGAAGAAGGAAGAAUUACUGAAAAUGAGAGCAGAAGAGAAGAAAAGACAAAAUGAGGAGAGGAUGAAACGAGUACAAGAAGCCCGUGAAGAAAGAGAACGUAAAGCUAUAGAAGCACAGGAACAGCAGGAGAAAGACAGAAAGAUUCGGGAGGAAAGGCUAAAAGAGGAACAGCAACGCAAAAAACAACAACUUCUUGCCAAGAAGCGGGCAGAAGAAGAGGCUAAAAUUCGGAAGAUUAGAGAACAGCAUGAAGAAGAGGAGCGACGAAAGCAGGAAGAGGAGGCAAGGAAAGUAAUAGAAGAAGAAGAAAGACGAGCUGAAGAGGCCAGAAAGUUGGAGGAGAAGCGUGUGCUUAUGGCAGAGCAACGCAGACUGCAAGAAGAGAAAAAGCGGAAAAUGGCUGAAGCAGAGCGCAUUGCCCGUGAAAAAAGAGAAUUGGAAAAUCUUCGAUUGCGGGAAGCUAAGCGUGGUGCUGGAGAAAGUCAAGUUAAAAUUGUCCCUAUGAUAGUUCAAAAGGUCGCAUUAAAUGAAACUUACACUGCAACUGAUAAUAAGGAAAAUGCUGGCCACAACAGUACAUUCACCAAAUCCUCUGGUAACAGUCAGUCCAGUUCUGAUGUGGAGACUGCACAGAAAAGCAAGAAAAUUAAAAGUAAAGAAUAUGUUAACUACAACAUACUAGACAUUAAGAGUGAUGACUCGACAGAUGAUGAGAAAGAUCCAAAGAAGAAAAUUCCCUUUUGGGCUACAAAAACGCAAAUGACAGUUUGUUGUAUUCAACAAGAGCACUUUCCACCUGUGAUUGAAGAUAUCUUCCCCCCAGCAGAACUUCUUGCUAUGCCUGAUCUCUCCUCAAUGUUCCCUAUUCAACGCAAAAGAUUCAACAAAAGAACAUCUAGUGCCAUAUGGAACACACCACCUGCUAAAUUUUUAGCGCUGAAUUAAAUUUAACUCCAUUUAGGAUGUUUAGUCUCCAGUGUAUCUUGAUCACUCUGAGACUGGUCUUGACAGAAACCUCUCUUGGUAGCCUUGUUUCAGCACACUUGUCUGGUUCAAAACCCCCUUCAGGUAGCCUCGUCUUGGCAUACUUCUAACCUGAAACCACCACUUGGUAGCCUGGUUUCGGCACACACUCUAAUCUGAAACCCUUUCUGGUAGCCUUAUCUCAGCAUCUUCUUCUAAUCCUGUUUUCAUUUCAUAGUGGGACUGCUUCUGUAUAUGCCCUUUCACUUUCCAGUUAAAAAAUAUUUAUUGUCCAUUUUUUUCUCUCCUCCCUCCCUCUUUAUAUUUUUCCAUGGAUUUAUAUGUUCCCACCCUAUAGUAUUCCUUCUAACUCAUUUGUCAUUAAAUUAGUUUUAUUUUCUACUACCCAGUACAGUAUUUUUUUCAAAUAUAUUUGACAAAUUUAAUAUUUCAGGAGAAAUUGUCAACUCUAGCUAUUAGGCAUGACAAUUUAUUUAGGUGUGUGUGUGUGUGUGUAUAUAUAUAUAU